Ctenocephalides felis (cat flea) is the source of this 2122-nucleotide messenger RNA. RefSeq names its product beta-glucuronidase. Gene Ontology annotation, biological process: carbohydrate metabolic process; glucuronoside catabolic process. The record is from RefSeq and is a predicted model, not a curated record. Gene Ontology annotation, molecular function: carbohydrate binding; nucleic acid binding; beta-glucuronidase activity. Lineage: Eukaryota; Metazoa; Arthropoda; Insecta; Siphonaptera; Pulicidae.
AUGCACCCAAAACGAGUCACUGUUUGGUGCGGAUUUUGGUCCAGAGGCAUAAUUGGAAUCUUCGAAAAUGAGCAAGUAGUGACCGUGGCUGUCAAUGGCAAUCGUUAUCAGGCCAUGUUGAACGAAUUUUUGUUCACAAAAAUUGAAGAGGAGGAUAUUGGCAACAUUUGGUUUCAACAAGACGGCGCUACGUGCCACACAGCCGAAGCUACACUCGAUGUUUUGCGUCCUGUUUUUAAAGAUCGCAUUAUCAGCCGCAGAGCUGAUCUCGUUUGGCCACCUCGGAGCUGUGAUUUGACACCGUUGGACUAUUAUUUGUGGUAUGCCGUCAAAGAUAAGUGUUACGCCGACAAGCCAGAAACAAUUGACGCUUUAAAGGACAAUAUUCGUAGAGCCAUUGGAAUGCUAAAGCCAAUUGAAUCAGAGACGCGCGAAUUACGUAUGUUGGACGGUAUAUGGAAUUUUCGGCUAUCGCCUGCAAAUGAUCCCUUACUCGGGUUUAGACAGAGAUGGUUUGAAAGACCACUAUUUGAGACUGGGCCUGUCAUAGACAUGCCCGUGCCUUCAAGUUACAAUGACAUCACCAUGGACAAAAAUAUUCGAGACCAUCUUGGAUUGGUAUGGUAUGAUAGAACAUUUAUUGUGCCAGCGAGAUGGAAUGACUCUAUUACGAAGGACGGGCAUUUUAUUGUUGGCUCCAGAAUAUGGCUCAGAUUUGGUAGCGUACACUAUGCGGCAAAAGUAUAUGUCAAUGGAAUUAUGGCCAUGUCUCAUGAAAUCGGUCACUUGCCAUUUGAAGCAGAGGUCACGGAUUUCUUGAUGUUUGGUGCAGAAAAUCGCGUAACAGUUGUUUGUGAUAAUACAUUGCUGCAGGACACAAUACCGCAAGGAAAGGUUAAGUCUUUGGAAAAUGGUCAUUUUUUUAUGCAAACAUACUCCUUUGAUUUCUUCAAUUAUGCCGGCAUCCAUAGGCCUGUCAUUCUGUAUUCUACACCGCGAAUCUAUAUAUCGGAUAUUACUGUUGAAACAGAUUAUAAUGGUGAUAUUGGUAUAAUAAAUUACAAAAUACAGUAUUCAGGAUUGGAAGAUAAUGAAACUGAUGUGAUAUGUAUAGUUGAAGUGUAUGAUCAGUCUGGGACUUUCAUACUUAAUAAUAUGGCUGAUGCUGACUUUUCGGGUACCCUACAUAUUCCACAGGCCAAGUUAUGGUGGCCUUAUUUAAUGGAUGAGCAUCCCGGAUAUAUGUACACAUUAAAGAUUAAAUUAGCUGCUGAAAAUGGAGAAAAUUUCGACGUUUACAAACAGGCUAUUGGAAUUCGCACCAUAUCAUGGACAAAUACAUCUUUACUCAUUAAUCACAGGAAAUUAUAUCUAAGAGGUUUUGGUAGACAUGAAGACUCUGACAUACGUGGAAAAGGUCUCGAUUUGGCUAUUAUUGCAAAAGAUUACAACUUAAUAAAAUGGAUUGGGGCCAACUCAUAUAGAACAUCACAUUAUCCUUAUUCGGAAGAAGUUAUGGACCUGGCGGACAAAAACGGCAUCAUGAUAAUCAAUGAAUGUCCAAGUGUAGAUACAGAGAAUUACAAUUCAAAAUUGCUUGCUAAGCACAAGAUGUCGUUAAGCGAGCUAAUUCGCCGUGAUAAGAAUCGCCCAGGAGUGAUAAUGUGGUCCAUUGCAAAUGAACCUAGAACUCAGAUUACGGCAUCGGAUGAUUAUUUUUCGGCUAUCGUUGAUCACGUGAAAAGUUUAGAUGUUUCACGGCCAGUAACAAUAGCAUUGUCGAGGGCAGUCGAUGAAGAUAAAGUUGGACAACAUUUGGAUAUUAUCAGUUUCAACCGCUAUAACGGCUGGUACAGUAAUACGGGAAGAACGGAUAUGAUAGUAGAGCAAAUUAUAAAAGAAGCAAAGGACUGGCACAAGAAAUACCAAAAACCAGUUUUGAUGUCUGAAUAUGGUGCAGACACCGUAGAAGGUUUGCAUAUAGAACCUGAAUUUGUUUGGUCAGAAGAGUAUCAAGUUGAAAUAUUGUCUAAGCAUUUCAAAGCUUUCGAUCACCUUAGGGAAGAAGGAUAUUUUAUUGGUGAAUUUAUAUGGAAUUUUGCCGAUUUUAAAACAGCCCAAA